UCAUUCAAAACAAUACAAACUAAACGAACUAGGCGAUUUCAAAACGUCUAAACACACAAUUUGAGUUAAACAAUUAUUGAAAUAUAUUCUUCAGCAUUAUUAAAUAUUAUAUUAACAAUGUCGCGAAAUUUAGACACACCGAUAGUCUCAAUUUACGACAUGAUGAUAGAGCGCCAUCGAAAACUUACUUCUGAGUCGGAAUCGAGAGACAUUUCCUUGGGGGCCCAAAAAGUGCUUCGAGGAAAAGUCGUGGAAGAAGUUAUAUCCAAUACAAAGUUAUUGCCAAAAAAGCAUCGCACCACAAAGGCGGUGCGUGAAAUGCCAUCAUCGAUUACUCUGGAGUCGGAAUAUUACUGUCCUUCAAGCACCAUUACAGCCUCACAUCUGACAAAGAAGCAGACAUUCUUAAGGGUCCAGCCGCCAGCAAACAGGGAAAUCAUCAGCAAGCUGGUAGAGAAGAUGACCAUGGUUUGUGGCAGAGCCAAAGCUGAGGAUGUUGUCCCCACAACGUCUCAGGGUUCCCCGAAGCAAUCAUCCGGAAAACGUAAGGAAAUGGCGACUCCUGGAACGUCCCGGAACAAACAAAAGUCAAUCAAAUCGAAUCCAGAUCGGCGACCAUUGUCUUCCCGAAAGGCAGAUCGUGGUGCCAAGGAGAAGGUGGAACGUGUACAGAAAAAGAAAAUUAUGGCCAAGUCUCCCACCAAGCUCUCAAAGAAUUCAGGUCGAAAAAUGCGAAGCGUUAGGGAAUCCUCCCGUUCCUUUAAAGCUGUGCCGCUUUCCAAUGAUCGCUGGCGAAUCUAAAAUUAUAUAGAUCCUUAUCAAGACAACUCCGGAAAAACCAAAUAAAUUAUAUAAUUUUGCCAUCUUUGUAGAGGUGUCACUAAGCUUCCAUAAGUAAAGAAGUUCAACCAUUUGGAAAGUACUUCAAAUUUAAAUGAUGAGUUGAAGGAAAAGAAAUGGCAGAACAACUUCAAAAGCAGCUGUUAUCCAUGCUUAAAGAUUGGAUUUAAUAAAAAUGUGAUGUUUAUUUA
Drosophila serrata is the source of this 1031-nucleotide messenger RNA. RefSeq lists its product as uncharacterized. The record is from RefSeq and is a predicted model, not a curated record. NCBI's taxonomy places the organism in Eukaryota, Metazoa, Arthropoda, Insecta, Diptera, Drosophilidae.